Schistocerca serialis cubense is the source of this 941-nucleotide messenger RNA. RefSeq lists its product as uncharacterized. NCBI's taxonomy places the organism in Eukaryota, Metazoa, Arthropoda, Insecta, Orthoptera, Acrididae. The record is from RefSeq and is a predicted model, not a curated record. Bases 84 to 941 code for a protein of 285 amino acids. The transcript is spliced from 5 exons.
AGAAAAUAGCGGCAUACGCAUCAUUAUUAGAAAUUAGAGCCACAGCUUAAGCUCUGUUGUCCACAGCUUCUGUUUUCUUCAGAAUGAAAGCUCACCGAGACUCUCAGCAGAGGCGACGAGUGUCUGUUGUCAGUUACAUCCACGCGACAAGUGGUCGCCUUCGCAGACCACCCAGGGUGGAAAGACAUGCACCAGCUCGCCGCUGUAGCCCAAGCAGUGGAAGAGCUAAUCAACUUUUGCCAGCUGUACUCUCUCAAGAUGAUGUGGAGCCUGAGGAACCUCAUGCUGUUAGUACCAGUAGAAGCUGUAGCUGUUCAAGUGUUUCCACAUACAGAAUGCGUGUGUGUGACAAAACAAGAUUGAGGCACUCUGUUGAAGCAGCUGCUUCAACAAACAAACGUACCAGAGAAACUCAAGCAUCAAACAGUAUACCUUCUGCAGUUGCACAAGAUUUGGCAGCAUGUUUGCCACCAGGGGAUCAACGCCCGUACGACAGCUCACGGUACGCCCCAAACGAGGCAGGGGAUGACGUGCUGAGCUACAGUGUCCUGCCUGCUGAAAUGUUGCCUUUUACUGCAGAAAGGCACCGAGCAUAUGACAAGUCUAAAUAUUAUGACGCUACCCCCAGAGAAGUUCCUGUUUUGAGGAACCAGAUGGCGCUGCAGUUAAGGGAAGAAUUGGAGCAGUGGAGGAGGUCUCAGGCUAGCUCUGUUCAGUCACUUGAAGAGCAGUACCCUCAGUGGGCAGACUGGAGGGCUGAUAUCCUACCACAGACAAGAAAGAAACGACCAUUGAGUGCACCAGAAGUUCGCACAAUGUUCAGAGAAGGCAGUGAGGAGGGAGAAGCGAGCGAUGUUAAGCAGAAGGAUGAAUUGGGAACACGACAUGCUGCACAGGAAGUGGUCACGUCGCACUCAGAGCCAUCUACCUCCCAGGGGUGA